This is a messenger RNA of Triticum aestivum (bread wheat), 5018 nucleotides long. Its product is annotated as disease resistance protein RGA2. Gene Ontology annotation, molecular function: ADP binding. The transcript has 6 exons. Lineage: Eukaryota; Viridiplantae; Streptophyta; Magnoliopsida; Poales; Poaceae. The record is from RefSeq and is a predicted model, not a curated record. The coding region runs from base 410 to 4693 and encodes 1427 amino acids.
CUUCCACUCCGGCUGUCCGGCAACGCACUCCCGUCACCUCGCCCUCUCACCGCGGCGACGUCGGCUCCCGGAUCUGAACCAGCCGCAACCUACCGCCGCCGGACAGCAGCAGGUCAGGUACCCAUCCCUGGCCUGCUGUGCUGCGACUCAACCCCCCAUUUGCAGCAGCAGCAGCAGCAGCUAGGUAGUAGGCAGCGGCAUCUGUCACCGGCAGCAAAGGCAGGCAGGCGGUGCGCUCGCGCCAACGCGCCACGUGUCGUCCAUCCCUGCAUCACGCCAGAGGAUGGCCGUCGUGGCCCUCGGCGCGGCGCAAUGGGUGGUGGGGAAGGCGCUAGCCCCCGUCGCAGAUGGCGUGCUGGAGGCUUGGGCAGCCACCAAGAACUUUGGUCCCAACGUCUAGGCCCUCAGGAUGGAACUGCUGCUCGUGCAAGCAACGCUUGAAAAUGCCGGCCGCAAGGAGAUCGGUGGCCCGGCCAUGGAGGAGCUGUUGCAGAGGCUGCGGGACUCGGCGCACAAUGCCCAAGACUUGCUGGACGAGCUGGACUACUUCCGCAUCCACGACGAGCUCCAUGGCACGUACAAUGCUGCCGACCAGCACGACAAGGGUGGCUUCCACGACCUUGCCCUCAAUGCUCGCCACACUGCCAAAGCUGUUGGCAAACUGGUUAGCUGUUGCCCUUGGCAGCAUGCUAAGCGCCGGCAGAGGUCACCCGGCGAAUCCUCCUCAGCACAAGACACCAAUCAAGAAGUCAGCGGAUGCAUGCCCAAGCUGAUUGGUAAACUCCUACCUUGCUCAUCCUCCCAGGAUCCACAUAUUCGUGAGAAAGAUUGUGGCAGUGUGCAAGAAAUGGCAAAGUUUGAGUUUAAUAGGGUUGAUUUCUCUCGAAAGAUGAAGGACAUCAUAGAGAAAUUGCAGCUUGUGCGGAAGAAUGUUAAUGGCCUUUUGCAGAGUUGUGACCCUAGAAGUGUCUCAGACAUUGCCCAGUGUCGUCCUAUCACCAAGGGUCGAAUUGAUGAGCCAAAACUGUAUGGGAGGGACCGUGUCAUGGAUAGCAUUAUACAGAACAUCACCAAGGGUCAAUACGGUGACAAGGGUAUAACUGUGCUUCCGGUUGUUGGUUCAGGGGGAAUGGGGAAGACAACUCUCAUACAACACGUAUAUCGCAGCCAACAAGUGCAGGAACACUUUCCAGUCAUGAUCUGGAUAUGUGUGUCACUCCAUUUCAAUCUGGAUAAGGUGCUAGAGCAGAUUAAAACAUGUACCCCUGCAGUUGAAAAGGAAAAAAGUGGCAGUACAACUGAAGAUUUGAUUGAGCAAAGAUUAAAAUCUAAAAGGUUCUUACUUGUAUUGGAUGAUAUAUGGAAGAUUAAUAAUGGGAAUGACUGGGGAAAAUUAUUGUCGACACUCAAUAAAUCAAAGGAAAAGGGUUCCAUGAUUCUCGUCACAACUCGGUUUCAAGCAAUAGCAAAGAAGGUUGAAACACCUGGCCACUCAAUUAAGCUGAAUGGUUUAGAGUGUAAAGAGUUUAGAAAGUUAUUCCUUGCAUUUGUCUUUGGUGAUGAGCAAUAUCCAAGGGAUAAACAAUUUUUGCUUGAGACUGGAGAUAAGAUAAUGGAAAAACUAAAGGGCUCCCCUCUUGCGGCAAAAACGGUUGGUAGAUUACUGAGUAAAGACCUUAGUUUGCGUCACUGGAAAAGGGUCCUAAAAAGUAAAGGAUGGGAGAAGCAGAACGAUGACAAUGCAAUUAUGCCUGCCUUGAAGCUUAGCUAUGACUUUCUUCCUUUCCAUCUGCAACAAUGUUUUGCCUAUUCUGGAUUGUUUCCUGAAGAUUACAAUUUCAGAAGUGACGAGCUGAUCAGUCUAUGGAUUGGACUAGAUAUUUUGAAACCCAAUGGGCAAGACCAAAUAUUUGAAGACAUAGGUCUGAGCAAUUUAAAUGAGUUAGUCAUCCAUGGAUUUUUCAGAGAAGAGAAAACUUAUUAUGGUAUGCGUUAUGUUAUGCAUGACCUGCUGCAUGAUUUGGCAUUGAAGGUUGCAUCUCAUGAUUGUCUUAGUCUAAGUCUCCCUAGUGUUGGAUCAGUAGAGAUUCAGCCAACCACCCGUCACUUGUCUAUAAGCACAUAUGGUUUAGGUAAAUAUGAUGAAGUGUCUGGUAAAAAAUUGAAGAGUGAAUUGGAAGAACUAAAGACAAGAUUUAAGGUUGAAGAAUUGCAAGCAUUGAUGUUAUUUGGAAAAAUGGAUGAAGGUUUUGUCAAGAUAUUUGGUGAUUUUUUGGGGGAAGUGAACACUCUUCGUGUUCUUCAUUUGCCCAAAAUGCUUUGUCCCGUGGAGUUCAUGUUACAUAACUUUUCGGGACUUCUCCACCUACGAUACCUAUGUCUAGGGACACAUGACAUCCAGAUGCAUUUACCACUUAGCAUCUCUAAAAUUUAUCAUUUAAGGAUUCUAGAUCUUAAAUGGUGGAAUGGCAGUCGUGAUUUGCCUGAUGACAUGAGCAACCUUGCCAAAUUGUGCCAUUCUUAUGUCCCAAAUGAUGAUAAGCUUCAUUCUGAUAUUUAUAAUGUGGGAAAGCUUAAACUCUUAGAAGAGUUAAAGGUAUUUGAAGUCAAUAAAAAAUGUGAAGGGUUUGAACCAAAGCAACUAGAGCACUUGACCAAGCUAAGGGAGCUUGGCAUCUACAACCUUGAGAAGAUAGAUACAACAGAAGAAGCAGCUCAAGCAAAACUGAUGGAGAAAAAUUACUUGAGGAGGUUAACAUUGGACUGGGAUAGUAAGCGAUCUAGUGUUGAUCCUGGUGUGGAAGCAGCGGUUCUUGAGAGCCUUCAUCCACAUGGAGAUCUUCAGGUGUUGUGCAUUAGAGGGCACGGAGGUCCUUCUUGUCCAACAUGGCUGGGUGAUGAGUUCGCUGCUGAAGGUCUACAAGCUCUUUAUCUGUAUGGUGUUUCUUGGGAAGUUUUUCCUUCUUUAGGGAAGGCGUGGGAUCUUCGUGAAUUAAGGUUUGAGCAUAUUGCCAGGCCGAAGGAGUUUACUAUAGAGAAAAGCUUUUGCAUGCUAAUAAAGUUUGAACUCAUUGGCCUAGGAAGUUUUGAAAAAUGGAUUUUCCCAGCUGAACGAGAUUCUUCCCUGGAUGGAGAGCGGUUGCCAACGGAUGCUCAUACGUUCCCUCUCUUGCAAGUGCUGAUUAUUAAAGAGUGCCCGAAAUUCUUAGAGUUUCCAAUUUCAAACCAUAUUCUUUAUCCUAAACUACAGGAGCUCAAGAUACAGGACUGUCCAGAAUUCUUGUCUCCCAUCUCCUGGACUGAAAGUCUGCGUAAUGUCGAGUUAGCAAAUGUGAAACUAUUAAAGAGGUUUACAUACUCAGGAUCAUCCGGUGGAGCAGAAUUGAAAAUUACCGGAGAGAGUGAUCUGCUUAGCUUAGACCAAGUGUUACUUUUCAGUAAAGAAACAGGUAUUGAGAAGCUGACACUGGACAAGUGCCCACCUCUGGAGUUGAAGCACCUUCUGAUGCUAACCUCGCUGAGGACAUUGAUUGUAAAAGAAUCAGUUGGUCUAGUUGGACCACUAGGAGGAGGUCAGAGUGAUGUGGAAUGGCAGCUCCCUGUUGAGUAUAUCAAGAUCUACAAAUUAAAUGGUAAUACUGGCAAGGAACUGACAGAGCUCCUCCCCCACCUCCCAAAGCUCUCCAAAUUGGUAAUAUGGUGGUGUAAAAGCAUAAAAAAGCUGGUAGUGGGGGUGGAUGUGCAACAAACAACACAAGAAGCAUCAGAGAUGGGGGGAGGUGAAAUAACAGCAGCAGCAGAGGAAGAGGAUGAUGGGGUGCUGCUCCUCCCAGCUCAUCUCUGUGACUCACUACGGGAAUUGUGGUUCAAUUACUGCCCAGAGCUGGUCCUGGUUGACCCUCCAACUCUUGUUCCUGGUGGAGGAUGGCUCCAAGCCUUGCGAUCCCUCCAGAGAUUAACAAUACGGUGGUCCCCAAAGUUUCUAUCCACCUUCUCCUUUUCCCGUUACCUUUUUCCUUCCUCCCUGCAGUUCCUGGAGCUUGUGGGUGUGCAAGGUAUGGGAACACUGGAGCCCCUCUCAAACCUCUCCUCUCUUAUCAGAUUAGAAUUGGGUAAUUGUGGAGAGGAUCUGAAAUGUCAGGUCUUGUGGUCUCUCAUUACCACCGGCGGCCAACUCAAGGAAUUAGAAGUCAGGGGCAGCCAUAGAUUUUUUGCUGAUCGGGAUCCCAAUCCCAGACGGGCUUUGGAGGAUGCUGAGGGAGGUGAAGAGCAGCAGACACAGAUUGUUUCAUCCACACUGCAUGAGCUCGGGACAGAUGACAUAGCAGGAUUUCUUGCUGCACCCGUCUGUAGAUUCCUCUCUUCCUCCCUCACCAAGCUGAAACUUCGAGGGAAUUGGUGUGAAGGGAUGGAGCGGUUCAGCAAGGAGCAAGAGGACGCCCUUCAACUCCUCUCCUCCCUCCAGGAACUUGACUUUUCAUGUUUCAAGGACCUUCACCAACUCCCUGCAGGGAUGAGCAACCUUACCAGCCUCAAGAAAUUAACAAUCUAUGAAUGUCCAGCCCUCUCAUCAUUGCCCAAGGAUGGCCUCCCCAAAUCACUGCAAGAGCUAAAUGUCGGAUUGUGCAGCAACCAGCAGAUAAGACAGGAGUGCCGCGGAUUAGAGGGAACCAUCCCGAAAAUCGUACUAUAAUGAUCCAAGGACAAUGCCUUGUACAUUCUUUCAGCCCUGUAGAGUCCAACUCUUUUCAUGACAUGAGGGUCUUGUGGCCGUCGUCUUCCUUCCUAUACAAAAUUCUGGUGUUGUUAUGUUUGUUUGGUAAGCUUUGCAGCCACUUGUGUUUACAUUUUGUCCAAAACUCAUGAUGACCUGAUGGUGUACCUGGAACGUUCAGUUUUAAGGAUCAAAAGACCAUCACGGCAUACUGAUAAGCAUACUGUAGCAGUUCAGGCGUGGAGUCUGAAGGUAUAGUGCAUAUCCGUGCUGAAUCAGUGAAUUUGUGCAGCGUUUUACAGUU